This is a messenger RNA of Sturnus vulgaris (Common starling), 1572 nucleotides long. Lineage: Eukaryota; Metazoa; Chordata; Aves; Passeriformes; Sturnidae. The record is from RefSeq and is a predicted model, not a curated record.
GACGUGAAGGGUGGUGAAGCAUGGGUGAAGCUUUGUGCUCGGCGGCGUUGCCGGGAACAUCCCCGGGGUGCCGCGCAGUGUGGGUUUCCCGCUGUGGUAGCGGGGAGUGCGUGUUGUGCCUGUUCUUGUUAGGCAGGACGCGUGUCAGCUUUCCUAGGCUGGAAUAAUGAGAGCGGCUGGAAAUUAGAGUCACUUGCAAGCGAGGCCAUAGAAGCUUUCAGCUAUUUUAAUUUUUUUCCUGCUCCUGUUGGUUUGGAGCUAUGUAAACACUGCACCUACACAGUCUGUUGUGCUUGCUCCGGGAGUGCCUAGUAGCCCUCCGUGCGUUUGCCACUUUGUGACCAGAUUCCAUCUGAAAAGAAAAAGCUGCUUCUGACAGUGCAGCUUCGACCUGAAUCGGCUCCAGCUGAUACGCAGCCAGGCUGCUUCAAGUGAUGCUGAUGUGGAACGGUGUGGACCCAGGCCAGCUCACAACAAUUAGUCGCAAGAAUGGACAGCAAAUUGUGGAUGAACCUAUGGGAGAAGAUGAUAUCAACCAACAAACUGAAGAAGGAAGUAUCAAAGAAAUUGCAAUAACUCACCAUGUAAAGGAAGGACAUGAGAAAGCAGACCCUUCACAGUUUGAACUUCUGAAAGUACUAGGACAAGGAUCUUUUGGAAAGGUCUUCCUUGUCAAAAAAAUCUCAGGAUCAGAUGCAAGACAGCUUUAUGCAAUGAAGGUAUUGAAAAAGGCCACCUUGAAAGUUCGAGAUCGGGUCCGGACAAAAAUGGAGCGCGAUAUUCUAGUAGAAGUUAAUCAUCCUUUUAUUGUCAAGUUACAUUAUGCUUUUCAAACAGAAGGGAAGCUGUAUCUUAUUUUGGAUUUUCUCAGGGGAGGAGACUUGUUUACACGUUUAUCCAAAGAGGUGAUGUUCACAGAAGACGAUGUUAAAUUUUAUCUGGCAGAAUUAGCACUUGCUUUAGACCAUCUACAUAGUCUUGGAAUAAUAUACCGGGACCUAAAACCAGAAAACAUCCUGCUUGAUGAGGAAGGACAUAUCAAAUUGACAGAUUUUGGCUUAAGUAAGGAGUCAAUUGAUCAUGAAAAAAAAGCCUACUCGUUCUGUGGAACAGUGGAAUAUAUGGCACCAGAAGUUGUGAACAGACGAGGCCAUACACAGAGUGCAGACUGGUGGUCUUUUGGUGUUUUAAUGUUUGAAAUGCUCACUGGUACUCUACCUUUCCAAGGGAAAGACAGAAAAGAAACCAUGACUAUGAUUCUCAAGUGAGUACACUCUUAUUUAUAUAUCUCAUCAGGUAUUCUACAGGGAUGCCCUCCGGGCUGCAAUAUCUAAUUUCUACUCCUCCCUCAUUUUCAAAGGUACUGGUAAAUCCUCACUCCCUAUUCCAUAUUAUUAAUUCCCUUUGCUGCCUAUCUAAUUUGCUUCACUAUUCCUCCACCAUACCAGGUACAAAGGAUUUCAUAGCAGCUCUUUAAUCUGUAAUAAUAAGUUCUCCAACCACAUGAUCUCUCCCAUCUUAUUUCCAUAAUAUUUUUUAACUUCCUUAUCCUUUUUGAUAACCUGUGAAUUU